Molecule: messenger RNA, 745 nt
Organism: Arachis ipaensis
Lineage: Eukaryota; Viridiplantae; Streptophyta; Magnoliopsida; Fabales; Fabaceae
Source: RefSeq, a predicted model, not a curated record
AUGAAGGUUUUGUCAGCCUCUCCCCUUCUUGUUUUGUCAGCUAAGGUUUCUCAUUUGGCGUCUGCUGUUACGAAAACAUAUCUUUUACUCUGGGCUAAGGUUAUCUUUGGAUUGAAUGCUCUUGCUGGAAGAACAUUACAAUCUGGUUCUACAGUUGGACCAUGGAACUCUUCCAAUGCUGAAUCUUUUAUCUGUUAUACUGUAAGAAAAAAUUACAGCAUUGCUGGUUGGGAAUUUGGUUACCUAAUUGAAAGAAUUCUUGAUCCAUCAUAUCUUGAUGGAGUGGCUAGCACAUUCAGUGGCCUCAAAAACAUACUUCAAAAAUCAGCAACCAAAGCAAAAGCAUGGGUUGGUGAGGCAGGAGGGGCUUACAACAAUGGCCACCAUCUUGUGUCUGAUGCAUUUGUCUACAGCUUCUGGUAUUUGGAUCAGCUUGGAAUGUCAACUGUUUAUGACACCAGAACAUACUGCAGACAGAGUUUGGUUGGAGGAAACUAUGGAUUACUAAACACUUCUACUUUUGUGCCAAAUCCAGAUUAUUAUAGGUACCAAAUAUUAAAUUUCAUAGUUGAAGGAUGUGCAGCAUGUUAUUGUGGACUAUCUCAUUUUAGCUUUCAAGUGUCAUUAUUACAGAAAAAUAUAUUGUGUGCUCAUUUUACAAACUCGCACAUACCUUUCUACCAUUGGUUGAGGGUGUAGACUUAUCAUAUGCAGAUCACACAUUCUAUCCAAUGGUGAAAAGAUG